Camellia sinensis is the source of this 1456-nucleotide messenger RNA. Lineage: Eukaryota; Viridiplantae; Streptophyta; Magnoliopsida; Ericales; Theaceae. The record is from RefSeq and is a predicted model, not a curated record.
ACUGCUGUCAGAUUAAUGGCUUUUUUUUCUCUAAAUCUCACUAAGCUUGAUGUCUUAUCGGAUCUUCCUGAAAUUCAGUUGGGGGUAUUGUAUAAACACAUUGAUGGUACACUAGUCAAAUCCUUCCCUGGUGAUCUUCGCGUUCUCGAGCAACUGAAGGUGGAAUAUGAAGUUUUAUCGGGGUGGCAAUGUGAUAUUUUGAAGGUGAGAAACUACUCUGAUCUUCCAAAGGCUGCACGGGAAUACGUGCAAAGAAUAGAAGAACUUGUUGUGGAGAAACGGGUGAAGAACAGUAGCAAGAAUUCAUCUGCUAUGUCUCUUGAACAGUUCGUCUCCACCAUGGCCCCUCUACUCGAUCUCGAAAAGGAAGCUGAGAUAUCAGCUUCCAUGACUUCGGGAGCAACAAGGACUUUGGAUGCUGCUCAGAAGAAAGGCUCCUCCAUUCUUAAUUUGAAGUGUGUGGAUGCUCAGACAGGAUUAAUGGGAAAAUCUCUUCUCGAGUUUCAGUCUACUAAAGGUGAUGUUCUUCCUGCCCACAAGUUUGGGAUUCAUGAUGUUGUUGUUUUAAAACCAAACAAAGCUGAUCUAGGGUCACCUCCACUGGGUCAAGGUGUGGUUUAUCGUCUGAAGGACUCAUCAAUCACUGUUGCUUUUGAUGAUAUCCCAGAGGAGGGUUUAAAUAGUCCUUUACGUCUUGAGAAAGGGGCCAAUGAGGUGACAUACCGUAGGAUGAAGGAUACAUUGAUUCAACUAAGUAAAGAAGUGCUGAGGGGACCUGCUGCCGACUUAGUUCCUGUGCUAUUUGGAGAGCGACCGCCAACAGUGUCAAAGAAGGAUGUUACUUUCUCACUAUUUAACACCAAUCUUGAUCACUCUCAGAAAGACACCAUUUCAAAGGCCCUAUCAUCAAAGAACAUAUUUUUGUUGCAUGGGCCUCCCGGAACUGGAAAAACUACAACUGUGGUGGAAAUUAUCUUACAAGAAGUGAAACGUGGAUCAAAGAUUCUUGCUUGUGCUGCUUCAAAUAUUGCCGUUGACAACAUUGUUGAACGACUUGUUCCUCACAGAGUGAAGUUGGUGAGGGUGGGGCAUCCCGCACGUUUGCUACCUCAAGUCUUGGACAGUGCUCUUGAUGCACAGGUUCUACGGGGGGAUAAUAGUUCUCUUGCAAAUGACAUCCGCAAGGAAAUGAAGGUAAAAGAUAUAGAGAAGUGACAACCAAGAUGAUGCUUCACAAAGCCCAUUAUUUCUUCUUCUUCUUCUUGUUUGAUUAACGAAUUGUCUUUUUCCCCAUAACUUCACUACACAUUGAUAUGUCUUCAUUGAUCUACAGUAAUUUUAUGAUUAUCACAUGUAGAAAUUUAAUGUAUAAAGAGAAAUAGAGAAUUGUAUUAUUGAUUGAUUUAUAUUGAUAUCAAUUACAAUGAUUCAUGAUUCCUAUAUAUAGAAGAGGGUG